AUGGUUCCCGACACUGCCCACGCACUCGCCGUUGUCGCGCCAGACACCAUGGCAGGCUGCCAUGUUGCGAUUUUCGACGCUGUCGCACCAGGUGCCACUCCGCGCCUUAUCGCCUAUGUCUCGGUUGUCCGCGCAGCCGUCACCAGCGGCUGCCCCUGGGACGCCGAGGUGCCGGCCGAGGCACUGGCUGCCGCUCGCGCCGCCCGCCCGGUUGCUGCCACGCUCUCGCUUGAUCUGCACCUAGUGACUGUGGUCGAUUCGGCUAGCCGGGUCUGGGUUGCGCCGCUCGGUGCACCGCUGCUCGCUGCCAUGCUUGACGGCGUCCCGCUCGCCACUGUCCACCCGCAGCUAGCGCCCGACUCGGGAUCUAUCGCCGGCGGCGGCACUGGCAGCAUCGAACUGCCGUCGCGACCGCCACUUUGUGUCCACCCGGCCAACUCUCACACCCAGCGGCUGGCAAGCCACUGGUCGAGCUGGGCGCUGCAGACGUACGCAGAGAGUGUUUGGACCCGCGCCAUGGCUGCACCCGGACUCGACCAAACAGCCUGGCACGAGACGCCCAUCAACUGGGUUGAGCUCCUCGCCUCACCCCAGACCACCGCGCGCCUCCCGCAAGCACUUGGCGUCCUCAGUCAGUGGCACCGGCCACGGCACGCUCCGGCACAGACAGGCUUUGCUGGCGACUACCCCGAAUGGAAGUCCGGCUUUGCCGACGUGCCCGCCGCUUCAGUCCUCGCCCCGUGCGCUGCGCAUCCGCCUGCCAUCCUCAACGUGUCGGCAGUGUGUACCGACGGCGUCGCCGUCACCGUCGCCACAACCACCUCGGUCUUUCAGGCCUGGACGAACUCAUCGCGUUGGCACGCGUUUGGCUUUCCUAUGGUACCGCUCCUCGCGUCGUCGCCGUCGGCGCUCGGCGGCCUCCCGGCACACUUUCUCCUUGGUGACGCCAUUGUUGUCGCCUCGCCUCAUGUUGCUUCGAGACAGGCGCUUAUCAAUGCCACCAUCAUCUUUGAAGAUACCGAGACCGCCCACGCCCUGUGCGCGCUCAACGGCUGGGGCCGUCGUCAGCUCCGCAUGCACGCGCUCAAGCUUGGUAUCCUCUACCGCCAGGUCGACGUCGUCCGCCAGGCGCUCCGCGAGCUCGACGCUUCACAGGCGCUCGAGGCCAUCGCCGUCCUUCUCGCCUUUUUCGACGAGGCCUCGGCUGCCGCCACUGCCCGCGACUACAACCUCCGUGACUUUGCGCGCAUGCUCGCUAAGCUCACCAUGUCGUUCCUCUCCACCGCCAUUUCCGCCGCCGCUGCUGCAGGCUCGGACACCUCGGGGUACUCGGAUGCGCUCGUUAGCGUCCGUACCUUUAUGCUCUCGUCGUCCAAGCUUGCCGCCAAGUUUGUGGCCGAGGGCGCAGCCGCCCCUGACUCCACCGACGGCGACGACUCUGCCGCCCUCCGACCCUCGGUCUACACUAACUGGGCCUCGCUCUCCGCCCCAGCCAUUCUCCGCGAUGCGCUCAUCCACUCGCGGGUCUCAACCGCCCUCGCCUAUUUCCGCGCACGCGGCCUCACGACACCCUCGGGCGGUCAGUACUCGCUCGCCGACAUCAAGACCAUCGGAGUCCCGCUCGCUCUCGCCACCAUUGAGACCUACGUCCCGGCCGAUCCCGAGUCAAACGAGCUCGGUCCGGGCAUCGCCAUGCUCUCCUCACUCGGCCUCGCCCCGGAGCCGUACCUAACUGCGCUCGCCGAGACUACGCUCAACCGUCCGCUUCGAAAUCGGCUCCUCCGUGCUGUCGGUGAGAGCACACCACGGAGCCGCCUCGACGCUCUCCGCUUCCUCGAGUCGGUUUAUCCGGUUGGGGACUGGUCGGGCCGUCCGCUGCAGACCGAAUCUGUCCUUGCCCGCGGAGACGAGGUUGUCGAGCGCCUUGCCUCUGAGCUGGAGCAGGGCCUGGCCUCGGUUCCACCGGCAGCGGAGCCCGCUUGCGCAGGAGCUCUUGUCCUCGACCACUGGGGCCUCACGCCGCUGCCAUCACCUGGCACUGCCAAGCCAGGCGAGCCCGGCGCACCCACCUCGGUUGCUGGCCGCUACUUUGCGGCACCGCUGAGCUCCGUCGAGCGCUGGUCGCCGCAGGUCCUGGCUCGAGUCCUAGUCGAUGCAAUCCUUUGCGCCGGCGAGGGCACGGCCAAGCUCUCAGCUGCACUGGAGGAGCUACGGGCGCGGUUCCCUGACCUGGCCGAUGAGCUUGGGCGCGCGGUCGCCGUCGUCCUUGCACAGAACUGCCUGGUUGCUCCGGUGGCCAGCGUCGACGACCGAGUCGCGGCGCGAGUCCUUGCUAGCGAGCACGCUGAGGCCUGGGUCACGGCCAAGCGGGUGCUCGCGCUGGACACGCCUCUGGAGGCGGUGGUGGCGAGAGUCGCCUCCUCACAUCUUGUCAUGCCGGCCUCGGUCGGAGCCAGCGACUUUCCGUCGCUGUUUUGGCCGGCUGUGGCGGGGCAGCUGUUCGCCUCGGCACCACUGGCGAGUGCCGGCCACGAUCCGCAUCAGCUGGCUGUCGAGCUGAUGCGAGUCCUUGGCGAGGCCCCGACACUGCGACUGCUGUACGCGUUUGCAGAGGCUCACAACGUGCCCAACGAGGUCCUCACCGCGAACCAGGCUCCCGAGCUGGCGACCAAGCUUGCAUCGGUGGUCGCCUUUCGUGUUGCGGGCCGCGACCUGAGCGCGGCGGCGCUGGCGUCUGCCGGCCGUGCCUCGGCGGCGCUGCUCUCGACCGCCGCAGCCGACGGCAUGGGUGUCGAGUCGCGGCUACUGGUCGCGCUCGCGCUGGCUCAGCUCGAGGAUCCAGACAAUGUCUCGGGCGUGUUUGCAAGGUUUGAGUGGGAUCCCCCGCCGCGGCCGGGCUAUCCAACCCUGUUUGCACUUCUCGACCCUGCUCACCCACGAGGCGCACCGGUCCGGGCACCUCUGUCUGACACGCUGCUCUUUGACGUUCUCUCAUCUGCCGGAGACAUGUCGCUGAUGGCGACGCUCGCGACUGCCGUCGAUGUCCAGCUCGCUACGGUUUGGGGAAGCGGGCCGCUGCGGCCGCUGCCGUCGCUGGCGCACCCGCCGCCGCGGUUGGACGUCCCACCUGUUGCGGUCGAUCUCGACGUGGUCUACUAUCUCGAGGCUGGCCAGCCUGGCGCGGCAUACACCGCGCAUACCCAGUGUGACAACCACGAGCAAAUGGAGAAUGCCGAGCUGCUGGUCCUGUUGCGGAGGUUGGUGACAGCGCCGGAUCGCAGCGAGCGUGUGUCUCGCUCCGCAAUGGUCUUUGCGCACAUGGUUGGCUUGCAGAGCCUAGGGCUUCGGAUUGACGCUGUAGCCAGCCGGUACAUUGGCUUACCGGAUGCGAUGCCUCGCGGAUACGGCGACGUGGACGCGCGAAACUGGUCACUGGUUCUCGAGGGCGAGAGCGAGGCUGCUGCAGAGCUAGCAGCGGGCGUGGCGGCCGAGUUUGGCGACGACCCGCGGGCGAGCCCCGAGGCGGCGCAGGCAUGGCGGAUGGUGGCUCUGGCAACAAGGCUGUACACCUGGCCGCUGGAGAUGCGGACGCUCACGGCGUACGGCUCGGCAUCCGAGGUCCACCGAAUGGUGGCGGAAGCAGCGGAGCUUACGCUUCCGCUCGGGGCGGUGGCGAGUCGACUGGCGAAAUUGGUGCCCGAGCCGCAGCUGGGCGACCACGUGGCGCGGCUGGCAGAGUACGACACAAGCCAGCGGGUGCUCGACGAGGUGCAGCGGGCGUGGCUUGCCGCCGACGGCGAUCGUGAGAAGCAGGCUGCCGCCAUGCUCUUCUCAGCUGGGCUCCUUGCUUCUGAUCAUGGUGCCGAGCUGGUGACCGGCGACGAGCUCUGUCAGGUGGCUGUCGAGCUCCAGAUUCCCAGCCUUGCUGUGCUGGCGGUCGAGCUGGUGGGCGCGAGCCGGCUGACCGGCCUGGUGGCGUAUUGCGAGGCGCACGCCAAGCUGGGUGGCGGACAUGCGGGCGAUGGCGAGCUAAGCGAGCGGCUUUUGCAGGUAGUGAUGAUUUGCGAGGAUGCGGCAAGCACCCACGCGCUGCUCGACGCCAUCCGGGUUUUUGCCCCCGGAUCGGGUAUCGAGGCGCUGGUGGCGUGUGUGGCCUCGUUCCAGGCGUACAUGUAUGGCAAGGCGCGCCGGGCGCUGGAGGCAUUCCUUGCUGCUGUGGAAGACGUGAGCGAGGGUGGCGACGAGCUGGAACUUUCCCUGGAGUGGUACCGCAAGGCAGGAUGGAAGAGUCUCCGCAGGGUGCUUGCAGUGGCACCGACCCGGUACGAGAAGCAAGUCCUACUGGAGCUCGUGGCCGGCUCCGGGGCGUGGCGAGUGGUGGACCAAGGCGCACCCGAGGGUGAGGUUGGGCUGGGCGUGCUGUGGAAGAUCCACGCGAGUCUCGCCGGUGCCGGGCUGGGCGAGGCGGUCGAGCCGGACGCGGCACCCGAGGUCAUUAUCGGCAUGCUGAUGGAGCGCGGCGCGUUUGACGCGGCGCGCGGGGUUGCCGCGCUCAGUGGGCGACCGCACGACGCCAUCACGCUCUCCGAGGUGGGCAUGCUUGUGGCUGCAGCGUCGGCCAAUGGGUGGAUGUAUGUCUCCGAGUCCGGCUCUGAGCGCGAGGGGCUAUGGCGGCAGUGUAAUGAGGUGUUUGUCAAGCACGAAACCUCGCCAUCGCAUGCUGGUGAGUUCUUCUACUCGCUGGCUGACUCGAUCGAGCCACAGCCUGGGCCGGACGAACUCCUAGUGCUGUAUUCGCUGGCGCUCGAGUGGUUUACCGCCGGCGCCGGAAGCGAAGGCGGUAAGCCUGUAGCGUUCCUUGACUCGCUGCAGACCGAGGUGUGGACGCUGACGUACCUGCCAGAGUCGUACAACGGGAGCUCGAGCGAUGUCGACGUCCGCGAGCUUGUCGUCCACCUCCUCAACUCGGGCAAGGUGACCGAGGCGAUGUCGAUUGCAGGCAAGCUCCACGUCGAGUGCAAGGCGCUGGAGAACGUUAGUGCAGCUGUGGCACUUGUGCGCGACGCCAGCGUGGCGGCGGAGCUGCCGGACGCUGUUCUUGCGCUCAUCGGCUCGCCAACGUCGAUGCUGGACAAGCUGCGGCGGCUGCAAGAGGCGACGCGCGAGGCCAAGGACGCGUUUGAGCACAUCAUCACCAACUACCGGGUGGCGUCGGUUCUUCAGCUGUCGUACGACGACGUGCUGGCCAAGGAUCCGUAUCAAGUUGUCUUUGUGCUCCUCCAUCAGGGUCGCGACAACUUUGCACUCGCCGGGCGGUUCAUCAGCCUUCACGAGCUCGACACUGGCAAGAUUGGGGCGCUGCUGGCGAAGGUCUUUACACUUGCGCUGGAAACACACCACUCGCGGGUUAGCGGCGACGGUGGCGCUGGUGCCGGCGGUCGGCUACUCCCCGAGGCCUUUCCGAUGUGGUCCACCGGGCAGUUUGGCGCGUUUGCGGCGCUGUGUAAGGAUCUCACCCGACUGGGUGACUGCCUCAUGGACGCCAUUUCGCAGCAGCGCAAACUGCCGGGAGCGUGCGAGGUGGAGAUUAUGGCGCGAGCCCACUUUUGCUACGACCUAGCCGGUGCGGUGGACGUUGUCGACGCUCUUCUGGAGCUUGUGCGCGCCAAGAGCGAGUCGUAUCUCCGCGCUGGGGCUUACGGGCUCUGCGCCUUUCUCUUCCGCUCGCUCAAGAGGUAUCGCGAGACGAUGUACAUUCUGGACGCGCUGAUGGCGGCGGAUGCAUUCGACCUCAUCUUUGCCCCGGGCUCAUCCGAGGAGGAGCCUGACUGGCGACUGCAGUUUUUCCUGCGACAGUAUCUGCAGGUGCGCGCGCCGAAUGACCUUUCCAAGCUCACCAAGCUGUACGCACGGUUCGGAAUGGUCCGCGAGCGGGCCGAGACGUUGAUGGCCAAGGCCGACGAGGCGCUUGCAGUCGUUGGCAGCGAGAAGCCCGGCCCGGGACGGCACGACGCAUGCGUUGGAGUCUUCCGCCUCUACCUUGAGGCGUCGAAGAGCUUCCAGCUCGAAGACUGCCUCCAUGCGGCGCGGCGGUGCAUGCACAUGGCAGCGCUGGUCGGCCUCCAGCUGGAGAAGCCAGGCGAGGCGCUGGUUGGGCUCACCCCCGAGCAAGCGCGCGUUGCCAUGGCGGAUCAGCCGGCCUUCCGCGAGGCGUACCUUGUGGCGCAGGCGUACGAUGUCGGACAGCAGGCCGGAUGGCUUGAGCCGAUCUUCCGGCACGCCAUCCAGAACAGCAACAGCCGGUACUUUGACGACUACCGGCAGACAUAUGGAGCGACGCCGUCGCUCUUCAUCGAGCUCUCACGAUACUACGACGCCAAGAUCGGCAGUGAGGCCGCAUUGGCGCCGCGGUCGCAGCUCGACGCCUUUCUCGCACGCCACUGCCUGUCUGCCGAUCUCCGAACCCGGAUCCUCAACGGCGAGUUCCAGCAGCAGCAGGCCGGCGCAUCCGGCGACGCGUCUGCCAUCCGCCGGUCCGUCUCCCUCCGGCGAUGAGAUCUCAACCCACGUAGAUAGCGAGCCUACUAAAGCCAUCCUCCC
Molecule: messenger RNA, 6600 nt
Organism: Thecamonas trahens ATCC 50062
Lineage: Eukaryota; Apusomonadida; Apusomonadidae
Exons: 1
Coding region: 1-6555 (2184 amino acids)
Cellular component (GO): cytoplasm
Source: RefSeq, a predicted model, not a curated record